AGUCAAGCAAACAACAAGAAGAAACAAACGGAAACCUGUUAGCUGGGGUACUGAUAGAACAAAUCCAUCAGCAGAGCAUGGGAUCUUCAUUUCAGCACAGUUACUUGGGUAGUUUUCACCAGCUUCCAGAGAAAAUGUCAUCUGCUUUAAUUGUAGAUCGCAAGCAUCAUUUUGAUACUGUUUCGAAAAGGGUUGACAUCCAAAGAAUCAGUUCUGAAAUUGAGAGAGGGAAGUCUGAAUCGAGCACUCAAGCAGUGAUAUCGGCCUUGAAGACCCUUCAAGAGAAGAUUCGCCGUUUAGAGCUGGAGAGAACUCAAGCAGAGGAUAACCUGAAGUGUCUGUCUGAGAAAACCCUGCAGCACAAACACGUUUUAGAACAGGAAAAGAGCGAGACAGACCUUGAGCAAAAAGAGGCUCAACAGAAAACAGAGCUUACUUCCCAACUGGGUUCAGCUGAGGCCCGCUGUUCCCUUUUGGAAAAGCAGUUGGAUUACAUGAGGAAAAUGGUGGAAAAUGCAAAGCAUGAGAAAAAUGAAACUCUAAAGAAACAGGUGUUGCUGCAGAAAAAGCGAAUUCAGGACCAAGUUGAAGUGCACACGAAAUUGGAAAAACUGGAAGCCCUAGAGCAAGAAUGUCUUAAACUUACAGCCACUCAAACUAAGGCUGAGAUGAAGAUUCAGCAGCUGGAACAAAGACUUUUGAGAGAAGAACAUCAAUGCAAGCUUGUACAGGAAAAAGCAGCCCAGCUUCAGACAGGACUGGAAAUUACCAGAAUAAUCCAGUCUUCACUUCCUGCUGAAUGUAAACCAAACAAAAGAACAAAAAAGGCACCUGCAAAGAGAAUUGCUUGUGCAAAGAAAGAACUACCUGUGCCUCCCAUUUAUCGCAAGGCAAAGUCACUUCCUUUCGUGGCUGGAACAUCUACCAGUCCCAGUCAUUCCGUGAGAGCUAAUGUUCAAAAUGUCCUGCACAUUAUGAAGUACCACAACCCAAAGCUCUACGAUGGAAGCCACGCUCUUCCCGCGAGUUCCCCAAGAAGAGCAGAGCGUGCAGAGAAGAGGUCUUUCUGCAGAUCUGCGUCUUCAUGCUCAGCCUCCUCUUCGCUCGGGAGCUUGUCAGAACUGCUGCUGGCUUUGCAAGAUGAACUGGGACAAAUGAGUUUUGAACAUCAGGAGCUACUGAAACAGAUACAGGAGACCAGGAAAACAGAAGAGUGCGAGGACCUGGAGAGGGAGCUGGACUGUCUGGUGAAAAGGAUGGAGGUGAAAGGGGACCAGAUUUGCAAGCUCAAGAAACAUCAAGCUGUUGUUCAGAAACUAAAGCAGAGAAGUCAGAAGACAAAGAGUCGGCUAGCCAGCGCUGGAGCACAAACAGAAGAGAGUGAAGUGAAGCCACUGUCCUCCACUCUCAGACAUAGAGGACCUUCCCCUAAGCCCACCGAGGGGCACAAGAGCCAGGGGAGCCUGCAGCUGCUGAAGAGUGUACAGAAACUGCAGAUGAACCUGCAGAAGGAUGAUAUCAUGUGGGAGCAGUAACCAGAGGCUCCCAUGGGACUGAUGCUGAAAGGGCAAGGGUCAAGA
Messenger RNA from Polyodon spathula (Mississippi paddlefish), 1580 nucleotides. It is a transcript of the gene cep57l1, whose product is annotated as centrosomal protein 57, like 1. The coding region runs from base 78 to 1535 and encodes 485 amino acids. The transcript is spliced from 11 exons. Gene Ontology annotation, cellular component: centrosome. The record is from RefSeq and is a predicted model, not a curated record. NCBI's taxonomy places the organism in Eukaryota, Metazoa, Chordata, Actinopteri, Acipenseriformes, Polyodontidae. Gene Ontology annotation, molecular function: gamma-tubulin binding; microtubule binding; identical protein binding.